Loxodonta africana (African savanna elephant) is the source of this 648-nucleotide messenger RNA. Its product is annotated as olfactory receptor 52E8-like. Gene Ontology annotation, cellular component: plasma membrane. The record is from RefSeq and is a predicted model, not a curated record. NCBI's taxonomy places the organism in Eukaryota, Metazoa, Chordata, Mammalia, Proboscidea, Elephantidae. The coding region runs from base 1 to 648 and encodes 215 amino acids. Gene Ontology annotation, biological process: G protein-coupled receptor signaling pathway. Gene Ontology annotation, molecular function: olfactory receptor activity. The transcript has a single exon.
AUGACUGCUUGCAAUGUCAGCCAGGGCCACCCUCCUUUCAUCAUUCUCCAAGGCAUUCCUGGGAUGGAAGACAAACAUAAAUGGAUAUCAGUUCCCUUCUCCUCCUUGUACUUCAUCACCAUCCUUGGGAACCGCACUAUCCUCUUCAUCAUCUCCACAGAACGUUCUCUGCACAAGCCCAUGUUCCUGCUUCUCUGCAUGUUGGCCCUCACAGACCUGGGCAUGUCCACAACCACCAUUCCCAAGGUUCUGUCCAUCUUCUGGUUUGGUCAGAGUGAGAUCAGCUAUGAGGGCUGCCUGGUCCAGCUAUUCUUCAUCCAUUCCAUCUCUGCCAUGCAGUCUGUUGUCCGGAUGACCAUGGCCUUUGACCGCUAUGUGGCAAUCUGUGAGCCCCUGCGCUAUGCCACCAUCCUUUCCAAUAGUCGCAUUGGGCUUAUUGGCUUGAUGAGUUUGGUGAGAGCCGUCCUCUUCAUUCUCCCCAUGCCCAUCCUCCUGCAGCAGAUGCCAUUUCAUGCCAAUCAUGUCAUCCCCACCACCUACUGUGAGCACAUGGCUGUGGUGAAGAUGGUAUGUGUGGAUACCACAGUUAGCCAAAUGUAUGGGCUGGACAUCUCAGCUAUUAGCUCAUCUUACAUGUUAAUCGUCUAG